Messenger RNA from Manduca sexta (tobacco hornworm), 853 nucleotides. Its product is annotated as lysosomal acid glucosylceramidase. Gene Ontology annotation, molecular function: glucosylceramidase activity. The record is from RefSeq and is a predicted model, not a curated record. Lineage: Eukaryota; Metazoa; Arthropoda; Insecta; Lepidoptera; Sphingidae. Gene Ontology annotation, biological process: glucosylceramide catabolic process.
UCGAGUCAGCUAUUAGUCACAACAAAGCCGGGUAUGGCUCUUUUAAAACAGUCGGCAUUGGCACACGAAACGUGCUGCCGCGUUUUUAAUCCUCAUAAUAUAAUUCAAACUAUGAAUUUAAUUAUUAAUAAUGUGAAAUAUGUGAAUUAGAACAAUGAAAUACUCUUUGUUGAUUUGCGUCUUUUUGGUGUCUUGCGCUGUGAACGCCGACAUACCUUGCGCAGCGCGCGUCGUCAAGAGUAAUUUUAUAGUGUGUGUAUGCAACAGCACGUAUUGUGACUCCAUUACUGUCGACAAGCCGGAUAGUGGCAAUUACGUCACUUAUACAUCUUCGGAAGGAGGCUUACGCUUCGAGAAAUCACAGGGCACUCUGGAUAAUUACAAUCAUUCAUCAACAUGCUGCUCAGUGACUCUGGAUAUAGAUGUGAACACUAAGUACCAGACGAUAGAAGGCUUCGGCGGCGCCGUCACCGACUCGGCUGCUAUGAACUGGAAGAGUUUAUCCGAAACGACGCAGCAAUUUCUCAUUGAUUCAUAUUUCGGCGCGAGUGGUAUAGAGUACAACAUGAUUCGUGUUCCCAUCGGAGGCACUGAUUUCUCCACUCAUCCUUAUGCUUACAACGAAAUUCCUGAGAAUGAUGCGAAGUUAAGUAAUUUUUCGCUGACCUUCGAGGAUUAUGAGUUUAAGAUACCGCUUAUCAAGAAAGCGUUCGAAGCUUAGAGUCCCAUCCAUCUGAUAGCGACGACGUGGUCACCUCCGCCGUGGAUGAAGACGAACCGCGCGUACACCGGCGUCAGUCAUCUGAAGACAGAGUUCUACCAGACUUACGCUGACUACCAUUACAAGUAAAAA